ACCAUGGCCGCCUGUGUGUGGUGUGGGGAGAAGCUGGUCCUCCGUGUCCUCCUGUAGCGCUCACUGCCUCACCCUCACCCCUAGGGGCCGGAUCCAAAGGAACCUCGCUCCCCAGCCCUUCGGGCCCCAGCCAGAAAGGCUCUGGCAGCCCGGAGUUCGUAAUUUCUAGGACUUCCUGCCCGUCCACCCCCUGGCCUCUUCCCGUCUCUUGGCCACAGCCAUGGAGUUACAGAAGGGAAAAGGGGCAGCAGCAGCAGCAGCUGCUUCGGGAGCAGCGGGAGGUGGAGGAGGAGCGGGAGCAGGAGCCCCAGGAGGGGGGAGGCUGCUACUUUCAACCAGUUUGGAUGCCAAGGAUGAGUUAGAGGAGAGGUUAGAAAGAUGCAUGAGCAUUGUGACAUCGAUGACUACUGGUGUCUCAGAGAGGGAGGCCAAUGAUGCCCUCAAUGCUCACGUAUGCAAAGGCCCCCCCCAGCAUGAGGAAAUCUGCCUGGGCCUCUUCACCCUUGUCCUUACUGAACCUGCCCAAGCCCAGAAGUGUUACCGGGACUUGGCUCUGGUGAGUCGUGAUGGCAUGAAUAUUGUCCUGAAUAAGAUCAACCAGAUACUCAUGGAGAAGUACCUGAAGUUGCAGGAUACCUGCCGUACUCAGUUGGUGUGGUUGGUACGGGAACUAGUGAAGAGUGGGGUUCUGGGAGCCGAUGGUGUUUGCAUGACAUUCAUGAAGCAGAUUGCCGGUGGAGAUGUUACUGCAAAAAAUAUCUGGUUGGCAGAGAGUGUCCUGGAUAUCUUGACGGAGCAGAGGGAGUGGGUGCUGAAGAGCAGCAUCCUCAUUGCCAUGGCUGUUUACACAUACCUCCGCCUCAUCGUCGACCACCACGGAACUGCCCAGCUCCAGGCCCUGCGGCAGAAGGAGGUGGACUUUUGCAUGUCCCUGCUUCGGGAACGGUUCAUGGAAUGUUUAAUGAUUGGCCGGGACCUCGUAAGACUACUUCAGAAUGUUGCUAGGAUACCAGAAUUUGAACUGCUUUGGAAAGAUAUUAUUCAUAACCCUCAGGCCUUAAGUCCUCAGUUCACAGGUAUCCUGCAGCUUCUUCAGUCAAGAACAUCCCGGAAAUUCCUAGCAUGUCGUCUAACCCCAGACAUGGAGACUAAGCUCCUCUUCAUGACCUCCCGGGUGCGGUUUGGUCAACAAAAGCGUUACCAGGAUUGGUUCCAGCGCCAGUACCUGUCAACCCCAGACAGUCAGUCUCUGCGCUGUGACCUCAUUCGCUACAUCUGUGGGGUUGUCCACCCUUCUAACGAAGUGCUGAGUUCAGAUAUCUUGCCCCGAUGGGCCAUCAUUGGCUGGCUCCUGACAACAUGCACGUCAAAUGUCGCUGCCUCCAAUGCCAAGCUGGCUCUGUUUUACGACUGGCUGUUCUUUAGCCCAGACAAGGAUAGCAUUAUGAACAUAGAACCGGCCAUCCUGGUCAUGCACCACUCCAUGAAGCCCCACCCAGCCAUCACUGCCACACUCCUGGACUUCAUGUGCCGUAUCAUUCCCAACUUCUAUCCACCAUUGGAGGGCCAUGUGCGACAGGGUGUGUUCUCCUCCCUCAACCACAUUGUGGAGAAACGGGUCUUGGCGCAUUUGGCUCCCCUAUUUGACAACCCUAAAUUGGAUAAGGAGCUUCGGGCAAUGCUGAGGGAGAAGUUUCCCGAGUUCUGCAGUUCGCCUAGCCCACCAGUGGAAGUCAAACUUGAGGAGCCGGUUUCUGUGGAGAUGGACAACCACAUGUCAGACAAGGAUGAAGGUUGCUAUGACAAUGCAGAGGCAGCCUUCAGUGACGAUGAGGAGGACCUCAGCAGCAGAGGAAAGAAGAGAGAGUUUCGCUUCCACCCUAUCAAGGAGACAGUUGUGGAGGAGCCAGUCGAUAUCACCCCUUAUCUUGACCAACUGGAUGAGUCCCUAAGGGACAAAGUGCUUCAGCUCCAGAAGGGGAGUGAUACCGAGGCCCAGUGUGAGGUCAUGCAGGAAAUCGUGGACCAGGUCCUAGAGGAAGACUUUGACUCGGAACAGCUGUCUGUCCUUGCUUCCUGCCUACAGGAGCUCUUCAAGGCCCAUUUUCGAGGGGAGGUGUUGCCUGAGGAGAUCACCGAGGAGUCCCUGGAGGAGUCUGUGGGAAAGCCUCUCUACCUAAUAUUUAGGAACCUGUGCCAAAUGCAGGAAGACAACAGCAGCUUCUCUCUGCUUCUGGAUCUUCUCUCUGAGCUCUAUCAAAAACAGCCCAAGAUUGGCUACCACCUGUUGUACUACCUGAGGGCCAGCAAAGCUGCUGCUGGGAAGAUGAACCUGUACGAGUCAUUUGCCCAGGCCACGCAGCUGGGUGAUCUGCACACCUGCUUAAUGAUGGACAUGAAGGCCUGCCAGGAAGACGAUGUGCGGCUGCUGUGCCACCUCACACCCUCCAUCUAUACAGAGUUUCCAGAUGAGACCUUGCGGAGUGGCGAGCUGCUGAACAUGAUUGUGGCCGUUAUUGACUCUGCACAGCUCCAGGAGCUGGUUUGCCACGUGAUGAUGGGGAACCUGGUUAUGUUUCGAAAGGACUCUGUCCUCAACAUACUCAUCCAGAGCCUGGACUGGGAGACCUUUGAGCAGUACUGUGCCUGGCAGCUCUUCCUGGCUCACAACAUCCCCCUGGAGACCAUAAUCCCCAUCCUGCAGCACCUCAAAUACAAAGAGCACCCAGAGGCCCUGUCUUGCCUGCUGCUGCAGCUCCGAAGAGAGAAGCCCAGCGAGGAGAUGGUGAAGAUGGUGUUGAGCAGGCCCUGCCACCCUGACGACCAGUUCACCACCAGCAUCCUGCGGCACUGGUGCAUGAAGCAUGACGAGCUGCUUGCCGAGCACAUCAAGUCCCUGCUCAUCAAGAACAAUAGCCUCCCGCGCAAGAGGCAGAGCCUGAGGAGCUCCAGCAGCAAGCUGGCCCAGCUGACUCUGGAGCAGAUCCUGGAGCACUUGGACAACCUGCGCCUCAACCUGACCAACACCAAGCAGAACUUUUUUAGCCAGACCCCAAUUCUCCAGGCUCUGCAGCACGUGCAGGCAAGCUGUGACGAGGCCCACAAGAUGAAGUUCAGCGAUCUCUUCUCCCUGGCUGAGGAAUAUGAGGACUCAUCCACCAAGCCGCCCAAGAGCCGGAGAAAAGCAGCUCUGUCCAGCCCCCGCAGUCGAAAGAAUGCCACACAGCCCCCCAAUGCUGAGGAAGAGUCAGGCUCCAGCAGUGCCUCGGAGGAAGAAGACACAAAACCGAAGCCUACCAAGCGGAAACGAAAAGGGUCCUCUGCAGUGGGGUCUGACAGUGACUGAGGCCCCCCGUGUUCCUCCAUCCCACCCCCAGUUGGACUGCCCUCCCCUCCUUGGUGAAUCAGAGGUUAAUAAGGGCUGGGGAGAUAGUGGGGAGACACCCUCUCCCUCUGCUCAAGGCUCGCCUGGUGGGAAGGAUGAGUUGCUUCCUUUGGCUCAGCCUGAGAAGCUGCCAUGCAGCUCCAGCCCCUGCUCCCUGCUGUCCAGGCGCCUCCAGCCCCAUCACACUGCUGCUCCCACUGACUUGGGUCCCACUGAAGCCAGAGGCUGUGUGAAAUCUGGGCUGGUGCAGGUCCUCAGCCCCUGCCCCUCCCCAGCCUCCCAAAGAGAAGAGAAAUGGCAGAUGGGGCUUGCUGGUCAGAGAGGCCAGGAUGGGAGUGAAGACAGUGUAUGGAUGCCCCUUCCACAUGUUCCCCAUCCGGCCUUGAUUUGCUCCUAACAGGCAUUUUAUAGUUGCUCUCCAUCCUCCCGUGUGAAAUGGGCAUUUCAUCAGUGAUGUGGCCCAGCUGCCUGCCUGUUCCUCCACAUGGGGCACAUGCCGUAAGAGUUCAGGCAGGGACCGAGGGCAGAGGGAGGCCAGAGCCCUUGGGACUCCCAGAGAGAGACUUCCACAGAACUGUCAAAUGGUCCCAUUUCCUCAGUUCUGUCUUUUUGGGGUUUUUUUUGUUUUGUUUUUUU
Odobenus rosmarus divergens (Pacific walrus) is the source of this 4021-nucleotide messenger RNA. RefSeq names its product integrator complex subunit 3 (gene INTS3). Gene Ontology annotation, cellular component: cytoplasm. Lineage: Eukaryota; Metazoa; Chordata; Mammalia; Carnivora; Odobenidae. The record is from RefSeq and is a predicted model, not a curated record. The transcript is spliced from 31 exons. The coding region runs from base 221 to 3346 and encodes 1041 amino acids.